UAUGUUUUGGCCAGAGAAGUCUGGCCUAACUCAAUCCUGCCUUUUCUACAUCCACAGAGAGCCAUACCCAGAGGCAGCAGAUGUCCAACGGCAGCUCCAUCACCUACUUCCUCCUCCUGCCAUUCGCAGACACACGAGAGCUGCAGCUCUGGCACUUCUGGCUCUUCCUGGGCAUCUCCCUGGCUGCACUCCUGGGCAACGGCCUCAUCAUCAUCAUCAUAGCCUGUGACCAGCACCUCCACACCCCCAUGUACUUCUUCCUGCUCAACCUCUCCCUCCUGGACCUGGGCUGCAUCUCCAUCACCGUCCCCAGAUCCAUGGCCAAUUCCCUCUGGGACACCAGGGCCAUCUCCUACACAGGUUGUGCUGCACAGGUCUUCUUUUUCUUCUUCUUCAUUGGUGCAGAGUAUUCUCUCCUCACUGUCACGUCCUACGACCGCUACGUGGCCAUCUGCAAGCCCCUGCACUACGGGACCCUCCUGGGCAGCAGAGCUUGUGCCCACAUGGCAGCAGCUGCCUGGGGCACUGGGUUUCUCACUGCUCUGCUGCACACAGCCAAUACAUUUUCACUACCCCUCUGCCGAGGCAAUGCUGUGGAGCAGUUCUUCUGUGAAAUCCCCCAGAUCCUCAAGCUCUCCUGCUCACGCUCCUACCUCAGGGAAUUUGGGCUUCUUGUGAUUAGUGCCUGUUUAGUCUUUGGGUGUUUUGUUUUCAUUGUGGGGUCCUAUGUGCAGAUCUUCAGGGCCGUGCUGAGGAUCCCCUCUGAGCAGGGACGCCACAAAGCCUUUUCCACGUGCCUCCCUCACCUGGCUGUGGUCUCCUUGUUUGUCUGCACUGACAUCUUUGCGUACCUGAAGCCCCCCUCCAUCUCCUCUCCAUCCUUGGUCCUGGUGGUGGCAGUCCUGUACUCAGUGGUGCCUCCAGCAGUGAAUCCUCUUAUCUAUAGCCUGAGGAACCAGGAGCUCAAAGAUGCCCUGAAGAAGCUGAUGCAGUCAGUAGUCUUUCAGCAGCACUAAGCUGCCAGAGUACCUGGGGAGCCUCCUGGGAUUUGGAUAUUUUAUCCAUGGACAUCAGAUUUGCCCAGAAAUGUCUGUAUCCACUCCACUUCUUACGAGGCAUGAAUGCAGUCUGUGUGACCCAGAGGUCUUUGCGCAUGUGUCUGGCAGGCUGGUACA
This is a messenger RNA of Strigops habroptila (Kakapo), 1175 nucleotides long. Its product is annotated as olfactory receptor 14I1-like. The transcript has a single exon. Gene Ontology annotation, cellular component: membrane. Gene Ontology annotation, biological process: G protein-coupled receptor signaling pathway. The record is from RefSeq and is a predicted model, not a curated record. The coding region runs from base 81 to 1016 and encodes 311 amino acids. NCBI's taxonomy places the organism in Eukaryota, Metazoa, Chordata, Aves, Psittaciformes, Psittacidae. Gene Ontology annotation, molecular function: olfactory receptor activity; G protein-coupled receptor activity.